This is a messenger RNA of Pan troglodytes (chimpanzee), 6594 nucleotides long. It is a transcript of the gene DDX6, whose product is annotated as DEAD-box helicase 6. The record is from RefSeq and is a predicted model, not a curated record. The transcript is spliced from 14 exons. Bases 819 to 2270 code for a protein of 483 amino acids. Gene Ontology annotation, molecular function: RNA helicase activity; nucleic acid binding; ATP binding. NCBI's taxonomy places the organism in Eukaryota, Metazoa, Chordata, Mammalia, Primates, Hominidae.
AUUUCCCUUCAGAAUAAAACCCAGUCACUCCAACUUGCAGGCAAAGCUAGAAAAACUGCGCUGCAUUUGCAAACAAAAGCUCUUGUUGGCGAUGACGAUACUGUUUUGGGUGUGAAACUGUCAAUUGCUAACUACGAUCUGUGAAGUGCUGUAAUUAACUCCGCUAGGGGCUCCUCCCAACUAGUCUACGUUUCUUGUUGUUUGUUUUUUGUUUUUUGUUUUUUUUGAAAAUGUAGAAAGAUAACUUGCAAAUCUAAAUUGGGAAGGGGUAAGAGGAAUAUUUCCUUCUCUGAGAAAAAGCUGCAGUGCAGGUUUCAGUUUAAGAAGGGAGCAGUUAUCACAUAGUCUCAUUUUGGAUUUAAGGAUAUAGGAGGUCUUACUGUGCAUGAUGGACAGUAAUGAUGAUAUCGUUCGGUCUUUAGAGGUUGCCCUUUUCAUCCUCUUAGUGCUCUGCAAACAGCUAAGUCUCUGUGUGAACUGCGUGAUAUCGCUGAUCAUAAUAUAAAACCGUCAGUACAAGAAAGUAGCUGUUAACCAUAUCUGCUUAAGAGAUUGACGUGAGUGAAUUCAGAUAUAACUCAAGCUUGUUAGAGGGCUUUUUAAAAAUAAAAAGUUGAUUCCGUGCAAGAGAGCAAGUUACUGCUGCUUACCGUUCAGAGACUUACAGGUGCUUGCCUGCAUUGCAAUAAAGGACUCAUUUAUUGAGCAAGACUUAUAUUUAUCUCUUCAUUUUGGAGAGCCUAAUAAACUGUUAUUACAGUUUCUCUACUGACUUUCAAAAGUUUUGAAGUUUGAAAGACCUUUGCAAUUAAAACAGCAUGAGCACGGCCAGAACAGAGAACCCUGUUAUAAUGGGUCUGUCCAGUCAAAAUGGUCAGCUGAGAGGCCCUGUGAAACCCACUGGUGGCCCUGGAGGAGGGGGCACACAGACACAGCAACAGAUGAACCAGCUGAAAAACACCAACACAAUCAAUAAUGGCACUCAGCAGCAAGCACAGAGUAUGACCACCACUAUUAAACCUGGUGAUGACUGGAAAAAGACUUUAAAACUCCCUCCAAAGGAUCUAAGAAUCAAAACUUCGGAUGUGACCUCCACAAAAGGAAAUGAGUUUGAAGAUUACUGUUUGAAACGGGAGUUACUGAUGGGAAUUUUUGAAAUGGGCUGGGAAAAGCCAUCUCCUAUUCAGGAGGAGAGCAUUCCCAUUGCUUUAUCUGGUAGGGAUAUCUUAGCUAGAGCAAAAAAUGGAACAGGCAAGAGCGGUGCCUACCUCAUUCCCUUACUUGAACGGCUAGACCUGAAGAAGGACAAUAUACAAGCAAUGGUGAUUGUUCCCACUAGAGAACUUGCUCUACAGGUCAGUCAAAUUUGCAUCCAGGUCAGCAAACACAUGGGAGGGGCCAAAGUGAUGGCAACCACAGGAGGAACCAAUUUACGAGAUGACAUAAUGAGGCUUGAUGAUACAGUGCACGUGGUGAUUGCUACCCCUGGGAGAAUCCUGGAUCUUAUUAAGAAAGGAGUAGCAAAGGUUGAUCAUGUCCAGAUGAUAGUAUUGGAUGAGGCAGAUAAGUUGCUGUCACAGGAUUUUGUGCAGAUAAUGGAGGAUAUUAUUCUCACGCUACCUAAAAACAGGCAGAUUUUACUAUAUUCCGCUACUUUCCCUCUUAGUGUACAGAAGUUCAUGAAUUCCCAUUUGCAGAAACCCUAUGAGAUUAACCUGAUGGAGGAACUAACUCUGAAGGGAGUAACCCAGUACUACGCAUAUGUAACUGAGCGCCAAAAAGUACACUGCCUCAACACACUUUUCUCCAGGCUUCAGAUAAACCAGUCGAUCAUUUUCUGUAACUCCUCUCAGCGAGUUGAAUUGCUAGCCAAGAAGAUUUCUCAACUGGGUUAUUCUUGCUUCUAUAUUCAUGCUAAAAUGAGGCAGGAACAUCGAAAUCGUGUAUUUCAUGAUUUCCGAAAUGGCUUAUGCCGCAAUCUUGUUUGCACUGAUCUGUUUACCCGAGGUAUUGAUAUACAAGCUGUGAAUGUGGUAAUAAACUUUGAUUUCCCAAAGCUGGCAGAGACCUAUCUCCAUCGUAUUGGAAGAUCAGGUCGCUUUGGUCAUCUUGGCUUAGCCAUCAACUUGAUCACAUAUGAUGAUCGCUUCAACCUGAAAAGUAUUGAGGAGCAGCUGGGAACAGAAAUUAAACCUAUUCCGAGCAACAUUGAUAAGAGCCUGUAUGUGGCAGAAUACCACAGCGAGCCUGUAGAAGAUGAGAAACCUUAACAAGCAUGCUUUGACAAAUUACAAAAGGCUCGUUUGGAUCUGUGACACAUCGUUUUGGGGGGAAUGCUCUUCUCUUUGUGGGUUUUUCAUCUUUUAUUUUGGAACUAUGAAGACUUAAAAGAGCUCAGACAUUUUCUUUUUUUAACUGGUGAAGAGAAAAAGGCUGAAAAGAAGGAAUAUACCUUUUUUGUUCCACUUGUUUGCACUGUGUGCUGACUGAACAUUAGUUGCACUAACUGCUGGUUUUUUAAAAAUGUUUUCUGGGGAAAGGGGACAAGGAAGGAAAAGAAAGAAGAGAAGGGGAGAAACCCUAAAAAGAGAAGAAUCUUAAUGAACACACAAGCUUGUCAAUGAUUUCAAAAUUCUCCAACAGCUGACUCUCGUGCAUUUCAACUUCUCCCUGAUUCCUCAUCCGUUUUUUAAGCCUGAAGAGCUUAUUACUUAUUUGUGCGAAGUGCCUUAUGCUAUGAGACCAUUCAGAAUAUCAUCUUUUAGACACAGCCCGAGGAAUCAACAAUAGUAACUCUUUCCUUUUUUCUUUUUCUUUUAAAAAAUGUCUUUUCAUUUUGGUUUCAGGUUGAAGUCUCUUCCCUUUCUACCCAGUACUCGAGCCCAGGGCUAGAAGUUGAAACUUACUAGUAAUGUUAAACACCAUUUUUUUUUCUUUUUGUGGAGGAGUUGAUAUGCAACUGCAGUUCAUCCGCACUGUAAAUACAUGUAUUUAAAAAAACAAUCCCAAGUAAAAAUUUCUUCUGGGCUGAGUAGAUAAAAAACAUCAUCGCUCCCAAAGGAAAGAGCAGUCUAUCAUUGCAGGAGCCAUAUGACAAGCCUUUGUGCUCUGUAGCAGACACUAAAGACUGGGUUACAUACGCCUCCAGUAGUAGUAUGGCACUUGAUGUGUAGACAUGUCAGAGCCUUGGCCCUCUUUCCUCUGUGGCAAAGCGUGUCCCAUAGAAAAUUGGGUGUGUAUACUUGUAUAAACUUUGUAAAUAAGUUUUUUUUCUGGGUUCAUAUAUAUAUAUAUAUAUAUAUAUACAUAUAUAUAUAUUUUUUUUUGGAUGAAGGUUGCUGGGAUUAAGGGGAUUAGAGUGAUUAUGGGAGCAGCUAAAGAUGAGAGGGGCUCAGUUUUACGCAACACUAAAUUCUAGAAAGUACUUUGGCCUCGUGCUGUAGAGAGAUUUCUAUGGUACCCUGUGUUAGUAAAGGGGCCCAGAAAUCUGGGAUGUACUGUUUGCUGCCACACUGUCUCACCUAGUACCUUUGGAGUAGGUUUACCAGAGAGAGCAAGGAAGCUUCAAAACAUUGAUAAUUCAAGAUUUAUUUUGAGAAGCUCUGAUUUUGCUUCUUCCCCCUUUCUAAAAGUUUGAGGAAUAUUUCAAGCUCUGCAACAGGGGGCAAAGAUUAAUCUACCUUGCAGUGUAGGAAUUCUAUUGAGUGGCAGUGUCAUUGAGCAGUAUAUAUAUAAAGCACAGAUUUGCAUUUCAGAAUAUUAGCCAGUACCAGCUUUGGUAACGUUAGCAGUUCUGGAGCUUAAUUUUCUGUGGAUCAUUUCCUGUAGUGUGUAAAUGUGUUGCCCUCUGCCCGCUUUGAUACAUAAACUUGCAGGAAUGGGCAACCUGAGAGCUGUUAACUUUCAUGCUACAGAAAGCUGCUUGCCAUUCUCUUGCAUUGUGACAAGAAUUGUUACCUGUCAUUUUGCACUGUAAAUUGCUGGCAGAUGCUUUACAGUCAAUAGUGUUGCUUUAAAUUGUGCCCCUCCCAACAUGCUUGAUGUUUGGCCUGAUCUCCAGGCAAAAGGAGUGAGAUGAAUCAAAACCAGUGAACUUUUUUUUUUAAAUGUUUUUAAUUCCCUUUUAACCCAGUGUACUAGGUCAAUCAGGAGGCAUCUGGAAAGGGGGGAAAAAAGCAAAAAACAAAAUCAAAAAAAAUUGAUUUCCAUAUUUUGUUUUUCAAAACCCUAAAAUAUUACAAAAUAAGUCCUGCAUAUACUUUAAUGUUUUAACUCUUUUGGACAAAGGAAUCAAUUACUUGAAGUUGCUUUUUUGACUCUGCCUACUUCUGAGCAAACUAUUUGCCACUCACCCACAAUUCCUUGGAGAUCAAAAUCCUACAGAUGCCUCCUGAUGGGACAUAGCCCUAACUCCUUAACAGCUGUAGCAAGAACUGCACGGUACAAACCCAAAAAAGAACAAGCUCAUCUAUUUGGAACCCAAGCCUCAUAUUUUCUGUCCAGUCAAUGUUGGUUACUAAAUAGAAAACCUAAUUAAGGAAGUAACUUUUUUCCAGGGAGGGGUGGGAGAGGGAAUUUAAAAGGUGUCAACUUUUGACCAAAACAAUUUUGCCCUUGUACCGAUGCAGCUCUCUUUCUCCCCCACCUCUUGCGAGAUAAGAGGGAUCAUUCAUGUAGAAGAAAAGAGUAUAAAUGCAAUUCUGUAUCUCGCUAGAGAACAUGUGGGUGACUAAACAAAAAGUGCAGUCUCCUUCGCCAACUUCAGACUGCGUGGUGCCACAUGCCUGUGGGUCCCUCUUAAAGCACAGACUUAAAAUGGAAAGUAUUACUGAAGUAUAGCCUCUAAUGAGGAGUGGCACUUAAACUAUCUGGGACACCACUACUGGACACGGUCUUGUAGAGGCAGCUGUCCAGUUUUGGUGCUUGACUCUUGAAUAGGAAUUGUUAAAUGGAAAGAUGCUCUGAGGACUAGGUCAAAGCCUGGUCUUUUUUUUUUUUUUUUUUCUCUCUUUCUUUUUUGGGCCCUCAUAAUAAGCAUUGUUACUAUUGGAAGUUGUUUUCACAUUCUUUCCAAUAUUAAAUAUGUAUUUUUUUUUAAGUAAUGAUAAUAUUUUCCAGUGGCUCAUUUGGAUGAGAACUACCCCCUAUUUUUAAUAUUAAAACUACAUCCAACUCAUCAUUCAGCCUUUGGUUGUACAGUUGUGUAAUGGGCUAUGGACUGUUACACACCUUACCACCUCUAGGCCUAUGUUUUUUCUUUCCCCAUAUAUUCUGAUGGGGAUAAAUACUGUUUUGCCUUUCCCAUAGGAAUGGAAUACAUUUACUCUAAAAUGAUCUUUCACAGAAGUAAGAGAGAGGGAAACCUAAAUAUACCUCUAAAUUGUUUGAAGUUGGUCCCAGCAGCAUAAAAUGGGUUGGCCCCAAAGGGUUGGAGGGUGGGCUUGGUUAUCAGUAUUUGUUUUCAGAAUGAGAUGGGAGCAUCUUUCCUUUGCCACGUGCUUUGUGCUUGAUAACAUCAUGCUUGGUUCAAAUGACAACUCAGCACAAAGCCUUGAGUAUAAAUUGUUGGAAUCAAAACAUCUCAUUCUGAUGACGUGGUUUAAUUUUUUAAUUUUUUUUUUUAAUAGGGGUGGGAGGGAGGGUACUUUGCCCCAAAAGGGAGGGUGUCUGCACUAAGGAUUUAGAAACACUUUGGAAGCUCAUAACCUCAUCAGAAACUGCCUUUAGCCACACUCCUGACCUUCUAGAUGAGUAACAAAAAAAUGAAAUAAGUUCUUGGAAAUUAAGCCAUUUAUUUUAAUUUGCUAUUUUUUUCAGUGUUCUAGGUAUCUUUAAAUUUGUUAUUGUGGAAUCAUUUUCCUGCCAAAUACCUUUAUCAAAAUUAUUGGCCUCAUGAGAGCUGAAGUAAGUCAGCUUUUUGGUGAACUUUAGUGGACUUCCGUGAGAUUGUAGUUGUACUUUGUAUCUCUAGUUUUUUAAAACUCCCAAAGAAAAUCUACUCUCCUUUCUGAUCUAAAAACUCAUCUUUGGGGUAAAGAGUUAAGUGUCCAAAGGUUGUCACAGUUCAUGAGGUCAGAGGGAGCUAGCCUGGCACCUAGACUCUGCUCCUCCACAGCUGACAGAUUCCAACAGAAGUGUAUUUAAAUUCUCCAGUAGACAAUGCUGGGCAAGGGAGGGGGUAGGGCUGGGUUAUUAAGAUACAGGCUGCUGUAUUUUAACCAUUGGUUGUGGGGUAAGGGGAGCCUGGAGAAAACAAAGUCACUGUUCCCUUUUUUGAAACAGGAAAAAAAAUUAUUUUUUGUUCAGUAAAAAUGGUAGAGAAUUCCAAUGUCCCUAGCCACAAGGGACCAGUUCCACUGAGAAGUGAACAGUGGGAACUCAAAAUUUCAGAAACAUCGAGGGAAGGGAAAAUUGGCUUUCUCUUAAUUGGCAGAUGUUCCAGUGGGGGGGGGGGGCUCUGUUUUUGUUGGGAUGUGUUAUGUUGUAUGUACACAUAUAUGGACCAGAGUCUGCUGAGUUUAUAAGGUUCAAAAAAUAUGGUAAAAUCUUGGUUUUUGUUAAUUUAUCUCAAUAAAAGCCCACUGGAACUCCAAA